Podarcis lilfordi (Lilford's wall lizard) is the source of this 19223-nucleotide messenger RNA. The record is from the annotation of a GenBank genome assembly. Lineage: Eukaryota; Metazoa; Chordata; Lepidosauria; Squamata; Lacertidae.
AUGGAUCACUUAGGGGCUCACCACCUCCACCAGAGCCACGCCGAGCCCAUCAGCUUCGGCAUCGACCAGAUCCUCAACAACCCGGACCAAGGCAGCUGCAUGAUCUCCAACGCGCGCCUGCAGGACGUGGCGGACUACGGCCUGGGAGGAUGCGUGGUGAGCAGCGCGUACAACCCCAUGGCCGGCCACUACGGCUCGGCCACCGGCGGCGGCGGCGGCGGCGGAGGAGCAGCAGGAGGAGGGUCGUCCUCCGCCGGAGGUUACAGCAACGGCGGGGCUUGCAGCAUGGCUUCUCUGGCGGGGUCUUACAACAUGAACCUGGGGGUCGGGACCAUGAACGGAAAUAACCUCAACGCGGCCGGGGGCGUGAUCCGGGUGCCGGCGCACAGACCCCUGACCGGAGGCGUCCACCAGCCUCUCUCCACGGCCGUGCCCACCGUCCCGUCCGUGAACAAUCUCACGGGGCUGACUUUCCCCUGGAUGGAGAGCAACAGGCGCUACACCAAGGACAGGUUCACAGGUGAGUGGGUCUCUUUCCCUCCUGCUGCACACCUGCACUAGUCUCCCCCGUCGCUCGCUCACUCGCUCUCCUCUCUCUUCUCUCGCAUCCGAAAAACAAAAACAAGCUUACUGGCUCGGAGAUGGAGCGUCCCUUCUCUGCCCCUAAGCAACAAACCUACCGGGCAGGCCUUGGGCACGAUUUGUAACUGGUUUAAUGGCAUCGAUUGGCGUGAUUUAUAAAUAGCUUUGAUGGAUUGAUCUUAGAUUUAUGGCCCACUAGAGCGCUCAUAUAUAUGCCUGGGAUUUGGCGGUAAAAAAAAGAGAGGCCUCUGUAGUAGAGAACUUUAAUCACAUUGAUUAUCAUUAUUAAAUUGGCUGUAUUUGACAGCACUGUUAUCUCGAGGUUCUAAUGUUGUUGAAAUUUCCAGGGAAGAAGUAGGCUUUCACCCUCUCGAGCUAUUCAAGUAUUUCUCCCAGAAAUGGAAUUGACAUGCUAAUAAUCCGUAGUUUAUCCAGACUUUGUUCAAUGACAUUCAUAGGAGCUGAGGUCUCCUUUAUUUUUAUUUUUCAAUUGGUGGGGUGAUCCAGCCCCAGUACUCACGCGAAUGAAUUUAUAAAUGAUGCAUUCCUACUGUAGCUGAAUUCCCCCUCCCCCUCACAUAGCUAUAUCUCUCUAUAGCUCUUAAAACUGUGACAGAUUUAUUUCUUUGAAAGGCUAUAAUAAAUGCUACCACUAAUAGCAAUAAUCACCACCACAACAGUAACUUACAACGUGGUCAGGCGAAUAGUGUAUGUGUUUAAAAUAUAACAUUUUGGCCAAAUAAUUAUGUUUAUAAAAAGUAAUAAUAAUUCAUCUACUGCCGAAAGAACAGCCUAUUUCAAUGUUCAAGUAACAUUUUAAUAACCUUCAGAACUGUUUUCAAUAGAAUAUACAGCACACGUGCGCGUGCCUUUAUAAAAUAAUUUCUAUACAAAUACACAUACACAUAUACAUGUUUCCCAGCCCUAGACAGACGGCAUUACGUGAUACUGAUCUGUAACAUAAAUAAUGAAAAGGGGCAGGAUCCAGAUGCGAAUGGCAGGGACGAGAGUGGCCGAUCAAUAGUCUGGUCUUGGGAACUACUACGUCUUCCUUUUGCGCCUCCUUUCGGAUCCAGUCUUUUCUCGAAUCUCUGGCCUGUAAAUGGAGAGAUCUGAGCUGCUGUUAUACAUGCACGAAACAGAAUAUGUGAGCCGAUCAAAAUGUAUAUUAGUUCAGAGGCAGAUCCGUUCGAAGGAGAACCGCCACAUAAACCGGUGGCUUUCGGAACAUCUCGGGGAUUUCCUGCCCCGCUGCCCUCCCACUGCAAACAAUGACGGCCAUAAUAUUUCAGUUUUAAUUUAAAGAGUGAAACCCGAGCUUCAUCAAUAAAAUCCCCAUUAUCUUUCGCUUGGAGAAGGAUAGGAUUACCCCAAGGGCUGGCAACUUACCUAUCUCCCGGGGGGUUGUAAAGUUCAAACCAAUGACUGUUUGGAGAGACCCAAACAAGACAGAUGGGCAGAUAAACACCCGCGCAGUCGGGGUCUUUCCACCGAAUAGAGCGCGCCCACCGCGCUGCGCGCGCCUAGGCCUGCGAUCCGCGUUGUGAUUGAACCUCGAACCCUCCGCCCCGCUUCGGUUUCAGGAGGGCUUCCGGGAUGUUGUUAUUCCACAGCAGGGAAAACGCCCCAAGGUGGGGAGAAACCGGGGGUUUCGUUGGAGGAGCGAGGAGAAUCCCAGGAGCAAGACCCGUAAGAACUAGUCUUUUAUUACAGAUGACCCAAUAAAAUAUAGAAAUGUAGAUGUUAUCUUGCAUUCCCUCUGCAGCCUGUAUUUUAUUUUUUUACGUAUCGCAGUCAUGAUUUCCAGACCUCAAUGAGAUGGUUGCAGCACGCGUGGCUCUGUGCCGCUUGCUUUUAGAGCACGAUUUUUAAAAAGAUUUUUUUUUUUAAAGUACAGUCUGAUUUAUUCAUUUAUUUAAACGAGAGCGCCUUGGGCUCCUUGGUUUGUUCUUCCGACUAGGCUCCUGCAGCAAGUUAGAGGCCUACCUCUUCCUCUCUCCCCUUGCCUUUCGCUGAAAGCAUUCGGGCAAAAUAGGAAAAUUGUUGGCGUUAAACUUGAGCGUGUGUGUGGAUUGGGAACUGUGCGAUAAAAUAUACGGAGCGUUUGGUGGAAUUUAUUUUCCUCGCUUUCCUGUGGAACGCUUCUUUAAUAUUCAUAAGCAGCGCAAUAGCAUACACGUUUACUCAGAAGUAAGGCCCGCUAUGUACAGUUUCACUUACUCUUAGGUAAAAAGUGCAUAGGAUUGCAAUCGAAUCUAGCCAUAAAUAAAGAUAUUUUGAAAAGUCUGUUAAAGUCUUCGGAUUUGCCACUAAACUAUAAAUCAGCGUUCAGAUAUCCUAGGGGGGGGGGUUUACAAAUACUAAAAUAAACUCAUUUCAGAUUUUCACCUAUUGCCUUCCCCUUACUUCCAACUUAUUUCCAGUUCUCCCAAUUCAGGCUUACGGUAUGUAUUUCGCUCCAUGCUGCCCCUAUAAAUGUCUGGGGUAUUUUUGUUUGUUUGGAAAUUAAAGGAGAAAAAAGUACAUUAGGCCUGAAUAGAGAGGUGUUGGAGGAUCGCGCUGUUAAGCGUCCUAUUUAACAUAAUAAUUCCCAGUCAAACUUGGAACCAGAGGCAAGACUCCAAAAGGUCCCCGUCCUCAACCCCCAAGUGACUCUUAAAUCCUUUUGUUUUCCGCGUCGGAAAGUUUAAUAUAAAAAUCUUGCCACAGUGGUUUUUGGAAAAUAUCUUUCGUAGGAAGACUAAUCACAAGGGAGAGGAAAAGUUGAGAAAGCAAUCUAAAUAGUAUUUUGGGGGCUGGCUUGUUUUUGCUCUGUUUUGUUACUUACAUAGCAGAUUGUUGUUGCCAUUUGAGAAUGAUUUCACUCCAGCAUCGGAAAGGUCGGAAAACAGGCCACAUUGCAUCGAUUUAAAAUCAAAACGACAACCAUAUGAAAAAUCAAAAGAAUAUCUUUGAUUACGCGGACCAUUUCCCAUUCCUGCCCCCUCAAACACACGCACGACGCACCCGCUUUUUACCUAAUAGUCUUCCUUCGUAUUCUUAAUAGUUUUUACGAGCAUUCCUUUAAAAGCAACCCGCAGGUUUCGUGUGCUUGUGAGUUGUAUUUUUAAAAUUAGACAAGCAAGUGCUCUCAGUAUUUCAUGAAACGCUGUAUCGAUUUUAUCGAACUGCAUCCGCUUGAAGCACAGUAACACCCAAAGAGCAACGUAGUUUUUCGGGGGGGCGGGGGGAAGGGAGAAGUGUAGCCCAAUUCUAACCACGUUCGUUCUACACUCAGACCCACGAUGGCUGCAGUUCUGUGCGCACUGAUUCGAGAGUAAGCGCAUUUGCAUUGAGUGAGACUUACUUCUUGGUAAGCCUUACAGCGCAAUCCCGCGCGUCUUUCUUCGGAGGGUGUCCCAUUAUUCAAUGGCUUUUUCUAGUUUAGGGCUGAGGUUUACAGCAGGGAUGAGUAACCUCCAAAUGUUGUUGGGUCACCACUGCCAUCAUCCCUGUGCAUUGGCCCGGGCCUGAUGGGGGCUCCAGGAUCCCCAACCCUUACAACUUUACCCCCGCUGCUUAUAGCCUGACGCUCUGCACCCUUUUCUUCCGAAGUAAUUCGACCCAAUGUUUAUGACCCAGUCCUACGUUUUAUUUCGAAAUAAGCCCCAUUGAUUUCAGUGGGCCUUGAUUCCUGUGUUGAGAGUCACCCGUAGCAACGUUUUCGGGGGGAAAUAAACCAAAGUGGUUGGUAGGGAAAUUGCCUGAAAGUCAGAGCUGCUUCAGUCUUUGCAAAAUUAAAGCCUUCGGGGGCAGGAGCGGGUGCGGUGAAACAUUAAUAGGAUUUAAUUGCUGCAGUGAUUCGUGACUCCUGCGAGGCCCAGAUGAGUUUUGUCUUCCUUUCGCUCGCGGUGUUGCUCUGCGCUGGCCUCCGGGCUAGCGAGGCAGCAAAGCCCAGCCUUAGAGGGUAGGAUUAGCCAACGUUUUGCACGAUUACAUAUGUAUUUUGAAAAAAGUCGCGCCCCAGUCCCUCGAUGAUCAUCCAUUUACUGUAAUGUUGCCCAUUCCGGGGUUGUUGUUGUUUUAUUGUUGUUUUGUGGGGGGGCGGAAUGCUGAACCCCCAGAAAGUGAAUGCUAAUGGACCAACCUAAGGUGUUUCACCCUCGGUCACCUCCCCAAAGUCAGCUAGGGACAAACCCUUCUCAUCCUUGAUUCCAGAUCUGGGAAAAGGGACGGAGAUGUUUUGUGGAUUGUUCCACUGGUCUCAAAGCCUUCGAUAAAUGUGCCCUGUGGACCAUUCAGUCUAGUUUUGUCUUACGUCGAGGGGCGAGGGGUAAAGGGAAACCCCAGUUUCAGUCUUCGAGGGCCUUUCUGCUCGCCUUUAGAAUAUCCCAUCUCUGGAACUCCUUUCCAACUCGUCUCCCGGCCCACCAAGAGCCCCCAGAUUAGAUCUGAAGUCUUUUCAAUAUCCAGGGGACUAGACUCGUGGCUAGUUUACUAACUUGAUAGAUGUCGUCUUGGUGCUCUACAUGUGUACGUCUAUACCCAGAGGCUCUUGGAGCGAUAGAAAUAAAUAGGAUGAUGUAAAUAAAAAAAUAAAAAACUGGAGAAGCUCAGGCAAGUCGAGAUCUUCGGAGAGAAAUUUGGAGAGGUUUCCACUUUCCCCUUCGCAAGGCUAAACGAAGAGAGGGUGGGGAUUGUGGGCCAUAGCCUGUCUUGAGGGGAGUGGGGGGUGGCUGCCUCUGUGCCUGGGAUUUCCUCCCGUGCUCUCCUCGGCCCACCUCGGCCCAGCCUCGCUCUCUGACUGUCUGUCUGUCUGUCUCUUUCUGUCUCUCCUCUGCCGACGCUUGUGGACCCCUCCUGAUCAUGUCGCCGCUUGCUUCUUUGCCCCCACCCCCCACCCCCGCCCGCCCUGUCUCCCCCUCCAGUGGCCCUCUCACCGUUCACUGUAACACGCCGUAUAGGUCACCCCUACCAGAACCGGACGCCCCCCAAGAAGAAGAAGCCCCGCACCUCCUUCACCCGCCUGCAGAUCUGCGAGCUGGAGAAGCGCUUCCAUCGGCAGAAGUACCUGGCCUCGGCCGAGAGGGCGGCUCUGGCCAAGGCACUGAAAAUGACCGACGCGCAAGUCAAGACCUGGUUCCAGAACAGGAGGACAAAGUGGAGGUGAGCGGCCGAGGCCAGGCCUCGUGUGUGUGUGUGUGUGUGUGUGUGUGUGUGAGAGAGAGAGAGAGAGAGAGAGAGAGAUUCCUCUUUGCAAGCGCGAAAGUGCCCUGGGGUGCGCCUGGGCCUGCCAUCUGAUCUAAAGAUGCUCUCCCCCCCAAAAAAAGGGGGGAAGCCCCAUUAACUCUGUGGGCUUCACUUUCCAGCCAACUCCUACAUUAGGAUGCAGAGCCAGGUAAUGGUACCUCCGCUCCUGCUCUUUGCUUUCUUCUGGGGUCCCCCCCCUUUUGUGGGGGGUGGGGGUGAGAUGGGCCUUCGGGGUUGCCUGAACCUGCCUCUUUUCCCUGAGGUGUGAGCCAGUUGUGACUCAAGCCAUUAUUGGCGGAUGGGAUGUGUGUGUAAGCGCGCCGCCGCGCGACAGUGGCGCCAUUGUAUUGACUCGCAGUGUCUUCCGCGCGCGAUGAAUGGGAGGCUAUUGUUCAUGCUCUAAGUGGUUCUCCGCAGCCUUGUCUGCACGUGCAGUUUGCUUAAUACAUGACGACCCUGAAGUUUGAGUUGGUUGGGAGCAGCGGAAUACUUUUACCCAGGAAGUCAUAUCCGCAAGCGGAAUCAGUAUUAGGGGACCUGUCUAUAACACCUAUUGAAUUCAUGUCUCCAAUGUAUAUGUGCGUUAUUUAAACCCUCUGUUAUCUCUGCCUGCCGCGUGUUCCUUUCGGUUUUUCGUCGAGCCGGUCGCCCUCAGGUUUGACAGCCUCUUGCAUUCUUUUCAGUCCCCGUUUCAGACCUCUUUAUAAGUCUCGGAUGUCCCGAAUUUUACACACAUCAGACAAAAACGCUUGUCCACAACCCCCCCCCCACGUGGAUGUUUUAUGAUGAAGCAGAUGCUGGCAUCAUCUAUCUGCCUGCGCUCGCCCCCCUCCCCCAAGCCGUGCGCCUUCUAAAUUGUCACGUGCAUAGCCUGUCUCACAAUUUGCCUUGCUUUCAAAGCGAGAGAAUUUGAUGGCCUGCCACUGGAAGGGUUAACGGCGUUCCAGCCUAUCUAUCCAUUGACCAGUUUCCGGGGGGAGGGGGGGCUCGGAGGUGUUCUUGCGCUUUGCCCUUUCAAACAAAAGGAUCGGCGGGAAAGAGUCUCAGGCCCGUUGCUAUAGUUGCACAAACAAAUCGAGAGCCAUUGUAUUGAGAGGGUCCAAGUGUACAUCCGGCCGUCGGAAGUGAGCGAAGGUUCCUGGAGCCCUGGCGAACUUUCUGAAGUAGGCGCUUCGCUACUCUUGGUCAUGGCCAGGGCAGCAUGGAGCCGAGGUGAAGGAAGCCCCCGCCAGAGAUGCUCUGCAGGCUCUGUAUGUUCUUCCUCUGUCUUCAGUGACCGUGUAGAAAAGAGGCCUCAUUUUGCACGUGCUCUGUUCUUCUCAACAGAGCAUUUAAUCGGAUUCAAAGUCCUGCCCCACCCUAGGAAAGGAAAGGAAAGGAAAGGAAAGGCAUCGCCCCUGGGUAUUUUUGUUUUAAUUUGCAGGAGAUGGUUAAUAGUAUUAUUAGCACUACUACUAUUGCUACUAUUAAUAGUGAGAGAGCCGCCUUGGUGUAGUAUUGGACGCCGGGCCUGGGAGACCAGGGUUCAAAUCCCUGCUCAUCCACUAAGCUCACUGGGGUGAUAUUGGGCGCACCGCAGUUGUUCAGCCUAACAGGGUUGUUGUGAGGAUAAAAUGGGGAGAAAGAGAACCAUGCAUGGCUCCUUGGAGGGACGGUGGAGUGUAAAUGAAGCAAUGAAUAAAUAAUAGGUAUUUUGGGGAGAGGGAGGAGCGCGCGAGGCCAGCAUGCCAAUCAGAAGUAUGAUUCUGAAUUAGACUGCAGUCCAAUCCGCUCACGCUUUUCUGAGAGUCCCAUUUAACGGAACAGAAUUCGCUUCCGGGUAAAGGUGCAUAGGAUGUCACUGUUAGGUUGCAAACCUAUCUGGGAGUAAGCACGACUGAACGCGGCAGGACCUAUUUCAAAGGAAACCAUGACUAGGAUUGCGCUGUCGCGGGUAAGAGAGCAGCAGGACGAAUUCGGAGUAAAUGGUUUGCCCAGGUGAGAAGGCAUUUCCAUGAGUUCAUGGGCCUCAAGGGAACCAGCGUUUUUCAGAGUCACUUCCUAGAGAGAGAAAACUAGAAUCUUAUAAUAGAAUAAUAACCCUGAGAAAGUCUGGGUUUCCAGUUUUAAUAUAAUAAACUAUACAUGGAGCGGGGGAGUCUCCCAAAGACUUUUACAGUGGAAGUUACAAGCACUAAGCGCAUGAUAAAACGCCAAUGCCCUUUUUGAAAAUGGGCGUUAUGAAACCAGCAAGUUUAAACACGUGUUUGUAGAAUGCGGAGUUAAAGCCUUUUUGAGGGGUUAGUAAAAAACAAACGGGUGGCGUGCGGGUCACGGCUGUGCCAAUAGCCUCUCCGCUGUCUUUCCACAGCUACAGCUCAAUGGUAGAACAUCUGCUUUGCAUGCAGAAGGACCCAGGUUUGCUCCCCAGCAUCUCCAGGUAGGGAGGGAGAGAGAACUCUACCAGACAAUACUGAGCAAGGUGGACCAGCGGUUCAAGGGAACUAGGGAAGCCGGGAGCCUUCAGGGGUACACGCUUGCUUCCAGAUCACGCGUGGAAGCCUGUGCUGAACCUUGGUCCCUUCAUACCGUCUGCCUUUAAGAAUAUAAGAAGACCUCUACUGGAUCAGACCCAAGGCUCCUCUAGUCCCAGGGGUGCCAACUUUAAUAAAAUAUGGGGUGGGAGUAAGACCCUUCCCACCUAAUCGUUCACAUGUCGUUGUGCAGGCACACCAUUUGAAUGGCAAUGCCCAUCAACGUGGUGGUGGUGGGGGGGGAGAGGACGGCCCUCUCAAUCUCGGCCCCUAGGCUCUUAUGUCUAGUCCAGUGCUGUUAGUAUAGUGCCCCCCUCCCGAGGCUCACAAGAAACCAGCAAGCAGAACCUGAGAUCAACAGAGAAUAGCCCCAUGAACUUACAGGACAAGCUUCUGAAGGCAGGGAGGGAAAGAGUUAUUCCUACAGGCUGCCUAGUGAUCUACAACCUUCCGGAUCGCGUGUGCCCGCAAAGGUUCUCUGCCGCCCUUCCGACGUGCACCUGAGGAAGCCGGGGAGAGCAGCUACCCAGCGCGACUCCGCCCCCCGCGCCCGCGUGUUCUCAUGAACUAACAAUACUUAAAGCGGGUUUGAAUCUUAAAGCUCAGAAAAGUGGUUUGCGGUUUCCUAGUCUUAAAUUCGCCAGACUAGACAGCAAACUUUGCCCUCACUGCGAAUGUAAAAGCAGAGUCGUAGCUAUGGGGCGGCUAGCCAGCUGUUUUGUUUUGUUUUGCCCCUGGAGCCUUCAGAGGGGCGCCAUUGAGGCUCCCAGGCCCAGCCUCUGUGUGUGCAUGCAAAUGCGCAUGGAUAUGUGCCAAACUGGCUCUUUGACCCGAGUGAAAUAAAGCCUAGUUUCGCGCCUGGUAAAAACAAGGUAGUCCUUUCCCGAGCAAGUCCCCCUGCCCUGCCCGCUUCGUUUUGCGGUGCUGACAUUUCACAGCACCCAAGAGAUUUCGGCCCUAAAACCCACCGACAGAAGAUGUAUUUGAACGCUUCAAAUGGGAGCUCAAUGCCUUUCAUAUCCCUGGGCAUGAUAAGCAGUUUAAACUUUUUUUAAAAAAAGUAUUCGGAGCAAGGAUAGAUUUCAUCAAAGUAGAUUUGACAUUUUUGCUCAAAGUGAGUAUAUUCUGUGCUAAGCGGGCGGGCGGGGGAGGUUACUGUCGAAAUUUUGCAGUUCUGAUAAAGUAACAAAAGUCUUACGUCCUCAAAGCGAACCAUUAUCGUUAGCCAUUAAAUGGAAUUAAACGAACUAUGGUGUAAAAGGACAUAUAAAGCCAAGAAUUUGCUUUAAGUUUGCGCGGUCCCUUCAGUGGAUACUAAUUCUCUAGGAAUAUGAAUGUUAAGAUAAACAACUUUGUUAAAACACAAAUUAUUAUUAUUAUUAUUUAAUUUAUUUUGACAACUGAAGCAAUUUCAAUGGGAGAACAACCCUCCGGUUUAGAAUUACGCUCCCCGAUGUUGCAAAUGGCCCCUCCCGCUCGGCCAGAUCAAAAUCCGCUUGAAAACUGCACACCUAUCACAGGACAAAGCAGUGAAAGCGUGGCUUUUCCUUCCUGUAGACCCGAAUGCCUCUUCAUCCGUUUUCAACCUUUCCUUCAAUUUACAGUUUUUAAAAGGCUGGGGGCAUAAUUUCGCUAAAGUAGAAAGGAGCUGGGUAUUAGGGAUUCCAUUAAUCCCCCAAUAAACGUCAUCUCAUAACUGAGUGCUUGUAAGAUGAAUGUUCCAAAUGUUGUCUGUUAAUAUAUUUUAAAAUAGUUAUCAGUAUGUGUUGAGCAAUGUAUGUACAUAUUUCAACUUUCUGGAUGACUUGGAGGCACACUUAUUUCUCCCUGGGUAUGAUUGUGUCAGACUGCAGCCUCACAAUCUUUUCAAAACAACAAAACUGAUCCUUGUGUACAGUAAUUCCCUUUGCAUUGGCUUCAGUAGGGUGAAAAACACUUCUUUCAUGGUUGAUUCUCUCUCUCUCUCUCUCUCUCUCUCUCUCUCUCUCUCUCUCUCUCUCUCCCUCCAAUUGUAAACUGCCUUGAAAAUUGUUGCAGUACAAAUGCAUCCAUGAAAUUAAAUCGCUUAUUUAGAAUAGGGUAUAACUAGUGACACAAGAAUGGAACUUGAUAUGUAGCUUUUAUUUUAUUUUAAAAGGUCAGUAAGAUUUAUUCACAUUCCCUGGAUUUUAGGGCUGUGUUCAUAUUAAAAUAUGGGGUGGCUUUCAUCUAAGUCUUACUCAGAAUACAGCCACUGAAAUUAAUGCAUCUAACUUGCUCAUUGCCAUUCAUUUCAAUGGCUCUGCUCUGAGUAAAAGCUACUUGCAUACCACCCAUGGUCUCAUAGAAGACAACUCCUAGGGGCCGAGGGCACUUCGGCCCCCCAAUAAAAUAGUUGAGGCGCAGGGCCCCCAAAAGUUGAUGAGCAUUGCCAUUCAAAUGGGGUGUGUGCACCUUGUGAGUGAUUAUGCAGGAUGGGACUUACCUGCCCCCCCAUAUUUUAUUCAGGUUGGCACUCCUGUAUCUCAUUAGGCACAUCUGCAAUAGUAAUCCACUUUAGGGCAGAUAGGGCAGUCUAUAUGAGGUUUGCUGUAGCUGUUAUUUCACACUGAAGGCUCCAACUUUAUGAAUGUAUUUCUAUUUAUUUAAAAAUACGCAUCCUGCUUGUCUCAAAGACAUAAACGGAAGUAGCUUAAACCAAAGCACAAAAUACAAAUCAGUUCAAGAUUGGUGACAUGCAUUAAGCUGCGAUUCAAGUUGCAAAAUCGGGAAAGCGACAGCUCUAAAACCAUACUACAAAUUGAAAAUUGGGGGGCCUUGGUAGUUCCAUCCGCUUGGAAGUCUGGAGGGUGGUGGGAGAGGGAACUCUCUGUGGCAGGAAGCCCCUAAGUUAUGGCGCUCCCUCUCCACGAAGGUGCACAUGGCCCCUUCAUUCUACAGCUUCCCAAGAAUGCUGAAGAUGCAUAUUGUUACCUUGGCCUUUGAGGCUCGAAAUACAUAUUUUUUUAAGGACCCAGACAAUACUUCUGAUUGGCAAUAUUUUUAACUGGUUCUUAUAUUCUGCGCUUAUAUUGUUGUAACCCACUCUGAAACCCUAUGGUGAAGGGUGGGUGAGAAAUCCUAUCAACCCACAAAUAAACAAACGGAGCCACAGGAUCAGAGCCAGUCAACAGAAAGCGAGGAAGCAUCAAAUCAAAGAGCCUGCUUUUAACUUGCUGCCCGAAGGGCCGAAGUGCUGGAGCCGGAUGGACCUCCCUGGGGAGGGCAUUCCAUAAAGGUAGUAUCACAACUACCUUUGAAUUGUGGCGCUGUAAUAUUUUACCGGGUCAGGCAAUUGAUUAAGCUAUUAGAAGCUUGACAGCGGACUGGGCUAUUAAUGGAUUGACUCCAAACCAAGGUGCAACCUGAUCUUCUGCAUCGAAGGCAAGGCCCACUUCGGGUUUACUCGUAAGGAAGCGUGCAUAGGCUUCCAGGACGAACCUAGCCAAGUCCACUGAACGGGACUUACCCCCAAAUAAAGUGUGUUUAGGUUUUAUAGUGUUUAGCUUAAUGGCAGCGAUGGAACUUUGUCGUGACUCCUUUAAACAGCCGUAGACGUCUCUGGGACUUAGCUGCCGUGAGUCAUGUUCCCCAGAUUGGGGUGGGUGGUGGUGGAAGACGGCCUUUGCUGCAUUUUCACCGGUCCCAGCGCGGCCUGGGCGGGAAUCCCUCCCUCGAGACACUUAAUCUCGGUGCUAGGAAGGUUUGCUUCUCUGCAUAUUUGCAAUUAAGGCGCUGGACGUUCUGUGGCGAAGCUGUAACUAAGCUGCUCGCUUUCCGUUUGCAAUCUUGAAACAAAUUGGGCUGGGACGCGUGGCUCUUGCUUCUUCUUCCAUCUCUCCCUCACCCCCCCCCCCCCCGUCUUCCUUCCUUCCUUCCUUCCAGAAGCCCGGACAGCGCUUCUCUCUUUCUGACAAAUUACUCCUUUUUGCCCGCGCCAAGUGAUGCUAACUGAGAAAAAUGCCCCGCGCUGAAAUUAAUAAUCUGUUUUUCACUAAUUAUCAAAGCGAGGAAGCAGGGUUGCAAUUCUCUCCGAAGUCAAAACAAUAUUAAAUAUGCAUCAGGAGUGAAUUUGUGGUGGAAAGAAAGCGAGUGCAUUAUUCAUGCAGUUCUUUCCUGAAGCGGAGCGAGGCUGUAAAACUCCUUUAGACCUCUCUUCCAGGCGUGGGUGCGAAAGGUGCGCGCGCAGAGAGCCCGAUCCUGACCCUUUCCAGACCCUUUCCGUCAUGUGUACAUAUGCCCACCGAAAUCAGCGAGGAGUGCCAAGCGCCAAUAUUUACUUCUUUGGCUUUUAUCUUAGUUGUGCAGGUCUAGAAAGUAAGUUGCCUGACUUUAAUUUUUGUUCUAACCGGUGUGUCUUCAAAUGAGCUCAGAGCUCCUUCGCUGCUUUGCCUUCGCCAGAUGGGCCAGGACAGCAGCACAGCUAAAUUAAAAGCAAAACGGUAAUUACAAGACAAGCACCCGUUUUUGUUUCGUUUUUUAGUUGGGCAGGUCUUCCGCGAAGUGGGUCCCUGAAUGUGUUAUUAAAGAGGAGCCUGAGAUGACUCAUGGGAAAUUAUUCCUCCUUGCCCGCGCGUUCCUUCAAUGGCACGUUUUAAAGUUUUAUGUCAGGAGCGAGCAGGUGGCUAUUAGACGGUGGAUAAAUAGUUAUUUGGAGGCCGAAGUUAAGAAGCGUUCAGGGCCCAGUGCAGUCAGCGAGAUGGAGUUGUGCAAGUGCCCUCUCUUCCCAUCGAAAGCAGACCCUCUUCCCAUCGAAAUCAGCAGCAGCUAAGCAUGCACUCUGCUGUGGUUGGUUUGUGCGCGUUGCUAUUUACUGUACGUUUAAGAGCGGUUCUUGAGUGACUCCAGAAAGUGUCUUGGAACUCAGUGAAACUUACUUAAAAUAUAUAUAUAUAUUAACAGAUUUUUAUUGGGUAACAAUAAUCCAUCUAAAGUCUCUGUUUUCAAGUCUUAUUCACUUGAAUAAGUGAGACUUUCAGAGUGAGACUUUACGGUUAUAGACAAUACGUGGUCUGGAGAAGGGAGGAGAGAGAGGAGGGAGAAGGGAUAUUUUAGGAUCAGGCUGCAUUAAAAAUGCUGUAUACGUACUAAUCAUAAAUCAUGGCAACUUUCAUCUGAUCAUCAUCAUCAACAACAACAACAAUAUACUGUACCAAAAGGAGUCUGGGAUGCAGGUUACCUCUUUGGGCGCCUCCAGCCUGGAGUAUACGUAAUAUGGAUUUGAAGCUGCUUGUAUCUCUAUGUCGUCAUCUAACUGGCAGCUUGCAUUCCCCCCUAUCCCGUUAAAUUUGGAUUUUCUUCACCAAUGGAUAAUUCAAUAAAGGAAGAAAAUACAUUUCACCCAACUGAACUCACCGAAGCUUAUUAGGUGGGUGGGUUGUGGGUUGUUGUUUUUUACAUGUGUGGUGGGGUUUCCCUCCGUGGUGUCUAUCACUAACCCCCCCUUUCCAUUUUGUUUCCAUCAGUCCAAAGAAAGGGAUGUAGUUUGCCUUUUUACACCUGUUGUUGCUGAAGGCAUGUUCCUGGUGUUUUUGUUUCUGAAACAGCUCUUUUGUGCAGAACUGCUCUUGCAGAAAACAUCUGUAUUAAAAAAAAAGGAGGCAGGGAAGGAAAAGGGGGGAAAGGAAGUGGGCCUUUCAUGCAAGCAACUCAAAAUCCUUGCUUGGCAUGGAGCAACACACAUAUUGUUAUUUAAAAAACACACACACCUUUUUGUGCAAAUCUGGUAUAUUAAAAAGUGUUUCAAUAAUAAUAAUAUUUUUUUAAAAAAGGAAAGAGGAAACAUGCACAUGUAAACAAAUACUUUUAUGCAUGCCCACAAUGGCUCUCACAUAUUCUGGCUUGGAAUUAUUAUUAUUAUUAUUAUUAUUAUUAUUAUUAUUAUUAUUAUUAUUGCAUUUUGAGCAAAUCUGGUAGAUGAAAAAACUUGUAUUUCAAUAAUAAAUAAAUAAAUAAGUGAAAAUGUGUGCGUGCACAGGUAAAUGGAAUACUUAGAUGUAUUUCAUCCACAUGGAACCAGAACCUAUGCUGGGCAGGGAAGUAUUAACUGAGGACAGGGCUUACGCGCCCCACAUAAUUGAUCACAAGACGCCGUGCACCCUUUGCAUGGGAAUGCCUAUCAAUGGGGGGGGGCAGGCCCCUCAAAUAUUUUAUUGGGGGGUCUGAAGGGACCUUGGCCCCUAGGAGUUGGCUCCUAGGUCACCCACUAGUGUUGAUGGGGGGAAAUUAAGGUAGAAUUCAAAGGCAUAACAUUGAAAGUGUUCAUACCAUGUGUGGACAAAGGUGCACAAAUGCACACAUGAAAAUAGCAACCACUUAAAUGCAUUUGUGUGGACACUGCCUCUUUCCUCACAUCCUCAUUUUCUUGACACCAGUUUAGGUUUUCAGAUAAGAAGUGGUCAUUUUCUUGUGUUUCCGAGAAGCUAAAAUACCUACCGUGAUUCGUCACUUUCACUUCCCUGCUCUCUGUCUCUCACUCUUUUAGUAGUAGUAGCUAUCUAUAAAUAUUCUAGGGCUGCUGGAAUCAUUGCAGUCAGUAACUGUUUAAUAUUAUUACCAAAACUGUAAUGGACUUUGAACUUGAAGCACUGUAAGGAGAUCAAUACUAAUAAAGAUAAUAAAAAGGAAUCUUCUAUAGUUUCAAUAUAAACAGAGUUUUGAAACAAUUUAUUACCAAGUGAAAGGGAAGAGGAGGGAGUUGAUAGAUAGUAGAAUCAGUCAGGUAACCUCCUAUACCUGAUUAGAUUGGCUUGAUAAAAAGAUGGGAGAGUCUCUUUGGGUCAUGCAAGAGAGUGAAUGAGCAAUGGGUGUCAGCCUGGCAUGUCCUCAUUUGCCAUCCUGCUGAUCUAAAAUGUAAAGGAAUGUGGUCAAAAUGUGUCACAGUGAACCCCAGAUUAGUGGGCCUGAAUAGUUGGCCCACUUCUGCAUCAUGUGGGGAAAGCUCAGCAAGUCUAUGCCUCAGUUUCCCCUCUCACCUUUUGCAAGCCUGGUGUCAUAGUGUAGAUAUUGGGCAGAAACCUUUAUGCAUAAAAGAGGCAGUGCCUAAGCAUUAUUACUGGACCAAUUUCUAUUGAGAAAAUAACUUGGCAAGAUCAAGAAGAGAUACAGCAAAGCUGGGUCUGUCCUGAAAGCAUAUACUGUAUACUGUAGGCCUGGGAAUUGAUUUCAGUGUAGUCUAAGCACAUAAUAUUUAAUAGUUUUUAAUUGGCUUAUUAAUCUGGUAUCACAACUGAUGAAGCAGAUAUCAUUUUAAAAAAUCCAGAACCCACUUCUUAAAGCAAAAUUUAGGCAAAGGAUUUGCGAUUGCUGUAAAAGAGAGAAGGAAAUUGGAAAUAAUGCCACAGAGAAACAUCUGACUCACUCUUUCACCGGAGAGAAGCUCUGUUGAAAGUCUUCAAGAACUUGUAGCUCAGUGGCAAAGUAUCUGCUUUGCAUGCAGAAGGUCCCAGGAUCAAAUCCUGGUAUCUCCAGGUAGGGCUGCCUGGGAGAGAUCCCCCUCUGAAAACCUGGAGAACCACUAUCAGGAGACAAGAUUGUGUUAGCUGGACGGACCGGUGGUCUGGGUUAGUGAAAAGGAGCUUCCUAUGUUCACCGCACCAGGCCUUGUUUAGACUUUGUGGACGAGAUGGGAGGUGAGAGAUUCUUUAUAAUCUGUCCAAUCUGUUCUCUCUCUCUCUCUCGCUAACAAAACAAACAAAAAACAAACAAAAAACCCAAAAAACCCAAACCAUUCUCCAUUAACGUUUCUUCCUCUUCUUCCUCCAUCUUUUCUUCUUUGCCCCUUUCUCUCCUUCUUUGUGUCUUCAUCAUUCUUUUCCAUUGUUGCCUACAAUCAUUAUGAUCAGGCCCACUAUCUGUUUGAAUUCUCAGUAAAUUCUCAUGACUCUCUGAACAGGGAUGUGCUGUGCUACUCUUUAGACUCAUUGUGCCAUGAACUUUCACAAUACCUCAAGUAACUGAUGAAGCCAGCAAAUGGUUUAUGAAACUGUGAUUAUGCCACAACAGAUCUGUUGGACUGUGUUCACUAGGGACAUUAAAAGAACCCUCCUGCCUAUUCAACAGUAAUAGCUUAGUACAGGCAUAUCUUUCACUUUCAUCAUGUAAAAUUAUUUAAAGGGGGUGUAUAAAUAGUUUGGGAAACUUUCCAAGUGUCAUCCAGGACAUUGCCCUAAUGACCCAAGCUCAUCUACAUUCCGUCCAGUCAUAAGUGACAUCAGUCUCAUUCUAAAGCGCAACCCCGCCAUGCUCCUUCAGCUAAUGUGUGCUAAGCGAUACAUCCAUUUGCAUGGGACGCCUUCAGACAGAAGCAUUAUGGGAACUUUACAUUGCAAAUGAGUUGUUUAGAUUUCCUAUGCACACACUUGGCACAUGAGAGAACAACUCACUGUUUUUUAGUUUUAGGUUUCUUUAUAGGCAUUCUGUUCUUUCCUAUCCAUAUUAUGGACUCUUAACUUGGAAGUCCUAAUCAACUUUCUGGAACUUCUGAUUAAAUCCCAUUGAAUUAUUAUUAUUAUUAUUAUUAUUAUUAUUAUUAUUAUCAUUGAGAUCAGGGUAUUAAUAUGGAUUCAACUUUGUAUCCUGCCCCCUCACCAUUACUUAAAUGGGAGAGGAAUAUGCACUGGGUGUAAAUACUUCAUAUUCAUUCAUAGAUGCCAACAGGCUAUGGGACCUUUUGCCAACUCUCCUCUAGUUCAGAGGAUUCUGUCCUGAAUCUUCCAACACUCAACUUCUUCGGACGUCCCUGAGUUCUAGUGUUAUGGGAGAGGGAUAAAAACUUUUCUCUAUCCACUGUCUCCUUGCUAUGCAUAAUUUUAAAAACUUCUAUCAUGUCACCUUUUACCUUUUCAUUAAACUAAAAAGUCCCAUAUAAAAAGUAUAGAAAGGCUUAUACUUUAAUCUUUGUGGAAUCCAUAGGUUCAGGGAGAUUAAUUAAAUUCUAACACUUACUGGGUCCAGGAAUUUAGAAGUGUCUAUCACCCACAAAGUCAUAACAAUAGUUAUAGAACUUAUUGUUGGCAUUCUUACUAUUUUUGCUCAGAUUUCUUUUUGGUCAGAUUGUUGCUCAGAUUUCUUUUUGGCAUCCUGUACUGUCCACUGGAGUGCCUGGCGUGCUCUGGUCCAUUGGGUCACAGAGAGUCAGACACGACUAAACGACUAAACAACAACUGUCCGCUGGCACUUUUGGGGGGCAGGAGGGGGGGCAAAGUUUGUGUUCCUUUCUGUUAUUUUCACCUGGACAAGAUUUCAUUUUUUGUAAAGGAAGCCUUUAUGUGAAGGAGAUGCGUACCAUCUCCACUGAAGACAAAAACCCUUUUCUGAUAUGACCAAGCUGACAAGAGUAGUUUCCCCAAUGUUGAUUUAGAGAAGCUUGGCAGUUUAAGAAAACGAUUGUUGUGCUCAUACAUAUUGCUAUGCUAUCAGGAAGUCACAUUUAUCAGAUGGUUGCAUCAGGGUAGCCAUUAUUUCCUCCAUGUGUACUUCACUGUGAUUGCAGGUUUGGGGGCUGGGUUGCGAAUGAGAGAGUGUCUUACUACAAAACCUGGGGGAGUGAUGAUUCUCUUCAAGACCAGCCAGGGCUUAUUUUAUUCUACAGAACUGUCACCCCAAAUAUGCUUUCAUGGAGGCCAAAGCUGACAUUGAAAAAUCUUUUGGGGUUUGAGCUCGGUGUGUGUGUGUGUGUGUGUGUGUGUGAGAGAGAGAGAGAGAGAGAGAGAGCGCUCUGUUUGCUCUGGAAGAGGAUCCUCACUCCCCAGGUAAUGUACUAAGCCACUCUCUCAUUCCCAGCACAGCCCUCUAACCUGCAAUUGAAGCAUUACAGGGAAGUAUGCUGUGGCAUUGUUGAGUAUGAUUUUCUCAACCCAAUCUGCAAUGUGGAGAUAAAAUCAGCGGAUAGCAUUGCAAGGUUGUUGCGCUCUCUCCUCUGGAGCUCAUCUGAACAAGUGCGAUGUGGCCUGAAGCAGAAGCAGAGAGAGCCAGUGUGGUAUAGUGGUUAGAGCAGAGGUAGGCAACAGGGUGCCCUCCAGUUGUUGUGGAACUACAUCUCCCAUCAUCCCUGCUUCAUCUGGGGCAGGCAGUUUAAAAACACAAAAAAUAGCAUAACAACAAACAAAAACAACACUCCACUGCCCAUUCACAGUUUAAAAGGCCAUCUAAUAAUAAUAAUAAUAAUAAUAAUAAUAAUAAUAAUAAUUUAUUACUUAUACCCUGCCCACUCUGGGUGGCUCCCAAUAGAAUAUUAAAACCACGAUAAAUACAUCAAACAUUAAAAACUUCCCUAAACAGGGCUGCCUUCAGAUGUUUUCUAAAAGUCAAGUAGCUGUUUAUUUCCUUGACAUCUGAUGGGAGGGUGUUUUUAAUUAGCCAAAGGCUUGGGAAUUGUAGUCCAACAACAUCUGGAGGGCAUCAUAUUGGUUUCCUCAGGAUGUAAGACUAAGGCCAGGAAGACCUGAGUUCAAAUCCUCAUUUGACCAGGAAGCUUGCUGGGUGUCGUUGGGCCAGGCACAGACUCUCAUCCUGACUCUCACAGGGUUGUUCUGAGGAUAAAGUGGGGGCAGGAAGAACCACACAUGAUCCCUUGAGCAACUUGGGGGGAAAGGCAGGGUGCAAAUCUUAUAAAUCAAGAGUACUGAAAAAUGAUACGGUCUGCAUCUUUCUCCCAGGCGACAAACUGCAGAGGAGCGGGAAGCAGAGAGGCAGCAAGCUAAUCGCAUCCUCAUGCAGCUCCAGCAAGAGGCCUUUCAGAAAACCAUCAACCAGCCCCUCCAAGCAGACCCCAUCUGUGUUCACAACUCCUCUCUCUUUGCCCUCCAGAACCUCCAGCCAUGGUCAGAUGACUCCUCGAAGAUUACCAGCGUAACUUCUGUAGCCUCGGCCUGUGAGUGA